Messenger RNA from Drosophila arizonae, 1020 nucleotides. It is a transcript of the gene Mst89B, whose product is annotated as Mst89B. Lineage: Eukaryota; Metazoa; Arthropoda; Insecta; Diptera; Drosophilidae. The record is from RefSeq and is a predicted model, not a curated record.
AAUUAUUCAGUUACUAAGAAUGGCCAAUAAUCAUACAGUCACGAGACUCCUUCAAGUACAUGAGGAGGCAGCGCCAGCAGUGCAUAUACCCAUUCUGGUGGGUAAUGAAGUGUUUGUGGUUGUACAGCAGGACAUCAGGCGGACGGAGGACAUACGUAAAUUGAGCUACACUCAAGUGCUUUCCAAUCCACCCAAUCAUCCCUUUCUGCCCAUUUUCAAUCAACUUAAUGCUAAUGUUUUUGGUAGUAGCGCACCAGCUACUCAGCUUUCCGCACUGCAAGCAUUACUUUUGGCCGGCCAGGCACAGAAUACCUCCACUUUUCCAACUAGUCCACCUUGUCCGGACAUUGAAAUGGAAUCAAACCCCGCGAAAAUGGUGGCGGACGUGUCUAACCAAUUGCUUUGGUCCAAGCAGCCCAGGUGCACUUCACCUUAUCCGAUGAAUUACAGCACUUCAACAUCGACCAGUGGACUCUUAGACUUCAAGCCGAUCAAACGCAACAAGAGGCAGAGUGCAGAUAAAAGAGAUGGUAGUUGCCAAACGUGGACAAAGUCCACUGCAACGGACGCAGGGUCACAAACCACUCCGCAGCCAACUACCACGGUGGAAGUAAACAAUGUAAAAAAAACUCAAUCCAGUGGAUGCCAGCCGUCCAGCCCCAACACACAAUUGCAGGAGAAAAAAUCGGAGAAAUCUCUGUCCAAGCGACGCAGCUUAUGCAAAGUCAUGUUUAAAUCCAAAACGCAAAUACCUAAGGAGACCUCCAAGGAGACGAAGGAAAAAGACCUCAAACCGAAAGAGGUUCUGGACAAGGACAAGGCGAAGGUUACGAAGGAUACGAAAUAGCAAUCGUAUUACAUCAGCGCUGGCCACUCGAAAUAAGGUUUUAGAUUUUAGAAUUUGACCUUAUCUGAAUUUUAUGUCUUAUCAGUUGGCUUAAUUACGGGCCCCUUUUUCUUCUUCUUCUUUUGCGGCUUGUCGACAUCCGGCUCACCCUGGUCAUCAAAAUAACGCUUGGG